GCUCCACGCGCGGUGUGUUCACGAACAUCCGCUCUGCGCAGCUUCUACACAGCCCUUCCACGCAGCUGCAGGAACGUGUUAUUUUCACUAUAGACUGGAAGAAUUUCUGUAAGAACAGUAAAAUCGCAUUAUUUAUGAUACUGUAACGUUUGUCGAGGCGGAUACGCAGACGCUGCACUUGCGCAACAACGGCGCAUAAUUGACACACUUGAGUCCUAGCCGGCAUGAGCCGGAAGUGUUCUGACGAACUACCCCCGGAGGAGGGGAUGGAGGUGGACUGUCAGCCGGAGGACCUGUCGAAGUGUUCGUAUGAGGAGCGCUGUGUGGAGCUGGGGGAGGUGAAGGACAUGAGGCUGGAGGCUGAGGCUGUGGUCAACGAUGUGCUCUUCGCGGUCUCAGACAUGCACGUCUCUCACAGUCUCACCAGCGGACUGGAUGUGGCCUACAUAAACGUGGAGACCAGAGAGGGAAACCGAUACUGCUUAGAGCUCACCGAGGCAGGGUUAAGGGUGGUGGGACACUGCUUCGAUCAGGUGGAUGAGGGCUUGAGCUCCCAGUAUCAUGAGACUGUUUACUCACUGCUGGAUUCUCUCAGCCCUGGAUACAGAGAAGCAUUUGGAAAUGCUCUUCUACAGAGACUGGAGAGGCUCAAACAAAACGGACAGUGAGAGCUUCAGUACCAUUCAGAAUAUCUUUGCUCGCUAACAGUUCAUCCAAGUCCUGUGCCGCUCUCAGCUUAAGCAUCAGUGGUACCUUUUUCAGUUUUUAGCCUGUGAUAUGUUUUAACAGACCUUCUUGGUGUUGAUUUGACAAACUCGCCUGUAAUGUUUUAAAGUGUUUUACUAUUAUUUGGAGAGGUAUCAUUGCUGUGACACCAAUGGGCCCAGAUGAAUGCUCAUUUUUUUUUAUUUAACAUUUAUGCAAAUGAAAUAGCAGUGCUGUUUUGAGGACUAUGGGAAAAUGUUUGAACUAAAGGUUUUUGUGAUAACACACUAGUGCUAUGAUUUUGGAUGAACUGGGUCCUGCAAAAUAUGAGUUUUAGAGCUCCAUACUGUACUUCCACCAACUGUACAGCAUGGCUCUUUAAAGUAUUAACAUUAAAAACAUAUCAGAUGCCUUACUACUUUCAUCCAAAUUUCUUUUGUUCCAAUUUCAGUUUAACUUGUCCACAAGAUAGUUGUUAUUUAGAAAUCCUGAAACAUUCAGUAUCUUCUCUUCCUUUUGUUUGCUACAGAUAAUUUCUUAUCAGACCCCCUUUUUGAAUCUGUUGCUUCAUCUGUCAAAAUCAGCAGAAAGUAUUGAAAAGCCAAAACAUGGUGGUGAUAUCCACUUCCAGCCCCAAAAAGAAAAUGGAAACAUUUGUCAGUUUCUUAAACCUGUCUCAAGGAUCAAAAAUGGUGCAUUUUAGCACUGAAACAGAAGCUUUAUACUUUUAUUUACGAAAGAGUUGAGCAGAAUCUUCUCCCCCGUAGUUGCAUUACAUAACAGCAGCAUGUUUGUGUGAAUGUCAAUGCUCGACUUAUUGUUGUAAAGAAAAUGACAUUUAUUAUGGUAAUUAAUGAUAGUUCUAUAUCGGCAACAGCAAGCAUAUCACGUAAUAUGUAUUGUCCAGUAUUGGUGUUUUUAAAAUAUGUUUUAAAUAAUGACUUUUGAUGUUUUCAGGAAGAAAGAUUUUAUGUUAUGUAGAAUCCUUGAUUGACUGAUCAAAACAAAAUGCUUGAUCUUGCACAGAAUUGCACUAAAUGAGAGAAAGCAGUCAUUUUCUGACUUUGUUUGAAAGGGCUGCGUAAAGAUAUGCUACAAAGUUACAUUCCAUUUCAUUUCAGUUUAAAACAGAAGGAAGAGAUUCAUUUAAAAAAUGCGUACAGGAAGUUGUGGUGUGAUGGGUUUCUACCUCAUGUUGGGUUUUUAUUUUGACCUCUUCAGCAUGCCUGUGAAAUUGAUGUGUGUUUCCAGCUGGAUUGGGAUAAGGCAGGUGAUAAUAUGCUGUUUUGUGAUUAUAGGGUCAAUGAACAGAAUUGGUCCUCUGGUUUUAGCAAAUUCCUGUAAAACACAAUACACUCCAUAUCUGUCCCAAACAAACCUAAUAAUUUACAGAAUAUUGCUUAGAUAACCAAGAUGGAAAACAAGAGAGCGUUUAAAUGUACAUGGCACAAAUAACUUCUGUACCUGAGGGAAUGUUGCUUGCUUUGGUUUCCUUGUAAUAAAAAGCACACAUUCAAAUGUUA
Messenger RNA from Onychostoma macrolepis, 2228 nucleotides. It is a transcript of the gene gskip, whose product is annotated as gsk3b interacting protein. The transcript is spliced from 4 exons. Gene Ontology annotation, biological process: regulation of canonical Wnt signaling pathway. Lineage: Eukaryota; Metazoa; Chordata; Actinopteri; Cypriniformes; Cyprinidae. Gene Ontology annotation, molecular function: kinase regulator activity; protein kinase A binding. Gene Ontology annotation, cellular component: cytoplasm. The coding region runs from base 225 to 668 and encodes 147 amino acids. The record is from RefSeq and is a predicted model, not a curated record.